Molecule: messenger RNA, 5057 nt
Organism: Mus musculus (house mouse)
Lineage: Eukaryota; Metazoa; Chordata; Mammalia; Rodentia; Muridae
Gene: Armc8
Product: armadillo repeat containing 8
Exons: 21
Coding region: 773-2698 (641 amino acids)
Cellular component (GO): cytoplasm; nucleus
Source: RefSeq, a predicted model, not a curated record
GUUGUUUAUUGGGCCAUUUAUUCUCAUUAGUCCUUAUUUUACAGUCGGGAGAAGUGAAAUAAAUAUAAAGAGGCUAAGAACCUUUCCAAAAUAUUGGCACUAACGAAAAGCAGCUAGGAUUAAAUCCAGGCGUCCUGGCUGUGGAGAACCCGUUCUUACCAAUAUACCAGAGUAAGUGGGUCGGGCACGCAACGCUAAAUAAAGCAGGUCAUAGUUAACUGUUGAAGCGUGAGGCGAUUUUCAUUGCAGGCAGAAGACCUAGUUUUGAGACCAGUUUCUCCAGCUUUAAGAGGGAGAGAAUACUGAAACUAGGGAAUGGUGUAGAGUGAGAUAAUGAAUGUGAAAGUGAACUUCAGACUCCGUAGAUAGUAACUCCACCUACUAGCGGUUAGGAAAGAAAACCUGUAAACUGAAAUUUAAGAGUGCGGACAGCUCGUCGAGCCAGGGUGAGGCUCCGCCCCCCACCCGCGGAAGGUGGGGCAGGCAGGCUUCUGCGCAUGCGGAGGCCGCUGCCCGCGCCCACCUCUGACCCCAGCCGAGAGUAGCUGCUGUUUCUGAGAGGACGAUUCGUAAGCCGGGGUCCGGCGCGGUUUCCCAAUCCCUCGCCCUUCUGCCCAGCCCCUUCGGUGCUCGAGCGACGCCUGGGGCGCGGUCUGUUCUGGGCAGCUUGCCUGGGCUUUCUACAGAGGCUCCGGCUGCAGGUCACAUAGGUGGCUGUCGAAAGUGCCGGCCGCGCGCCGGCGCCGGCAGCAGCCGGGUGGGAAGGCUCAAGAUGGCGUGCCUGUUGGAGACCCCAAUCCGCAUGAGCGUCCUCUCGGAGGUAACAGCUAGCAGUCGCCACUAUGUUGACAGGCUAUUUGACCCUGAUCCCCAGAAAGUUCUCCAAGGUGUCAUAGACAUGAAAAAUGCUGUAAUUGGAAACAAUAAACAGAAAGCCAACCUCAUCGUUCUAGGAGCGGUUCCAAGAUUGUUGUAUUUGCUUCAACAAGAAACCUCAAGUACAGAGCUGAAAACUGAAUGUGCAGUGGUGUUAGGGAGUCUUGCGAUGGGCACAGAAAACAAUGUCAAGUCUCUACUAGACUGCCAUAUUAUCCCUGCCUUACUACAAGGACUACUGUCCCCAGACCUGAAGUUCAUUGAAGCUUGCCUCCGAUGCCUCCGGACAAUCUUCACCAGCCCUGUCACUCCAGAGGAGCUACUGUAUACAGAUGCUACGGUGAUACCACACCUCAUGGCACUGCUGAGCAGGUCCCGCUACACCCAGGAGUAUAUCUGCCAGAUCUUCUCACACUGUUGCAAAGGGCCAGAUCAUCAAACAAUUUUGUUUAACCAUGGGGCAGUGCAGAACAUUGCUCAUCUCCUAACCUCACCCUCUUACAAAGUUCGAAUGCAAGCACUGAAAUGCUUCUCUGUUUUAGCCUUUGAGAAUCCCCAAGUAUCGAUGACCCUGGUAAACGUUUUGGUUGAUGGGGAGUUGUUACCACAGAUAUUUGUGAAGAUGUUACAGAGGGAUAAGCCUAUUGAGAUGCAGCUCACGUCAGCAAAAUGUUUAACUUACAUGUGCAGAGCUGGAGCAAUUCGCACAGAUGACAGCUGUAUUGUAUUAAAAACUUUGCCUUGUUUGGUUCGAAUGUGCAGUAAGGAGAGGUUACUAGAGGAGAGAGUUGAAGGAGCUGAGACCCUCGCCUAUCUGAUUGAGCCAGAUGUUGAGCUGCAGAGAAUCGCUAGCAUAACCGACCACCUCAUUGCCAUGCUGGCUGACUAUUUCAAGUAUCCCAGCUCAGUGAGCGCCAUCACUGACAUUAAAAGGCUUGAUCAUGACUUAAAACAUGCCCAUGAGCUCCGCCAGGCUGCGUUCAAGCUCUAUGCCUCUCUUGGAGCAAAUGAUGAAGACAUCCGGAAGAAGAUCAUUGAGACUGAAACUAUGAUGGACCGAAUUGUGACUGGCUUGUCUGAGUCUAGUGUCAAGGUGCGGUUAGCUGCUGUCAGAUGUUUGCACAGUUUAUCCAGAUCUGUACAACAGCUUCGAACCAGUUUCCAGGAUCAUGCGGUGUGGAAACCUUUAAUGAAGGUUUUACAAAAUGCACCCGAUGAAAUCCUAGUAGUAGCAUCUUCCAUGUUAUGUAACCUUCUUCUUGAAUUUUCUCCAAGUAAAGAGCCAAUUUUGGAAUCAGGAGCUGUCGAGCUGCUCUGUGGGUUGACACAGAGUGAAAACCCUGCUCUACGAGUGAAUGGGAUUUGGGCUUUAAUGAAUAUGGCAUUUCAGGCGGAACAAAAAAUAAAAGCAGAUAUUUUACGAAGUCUGAGUACUGAACAGUUAUUCCGGUUAUUGUCAGAUUCUGAUAUGAAUGUGCUGAUGAAGACAUUGGGGCUUCUUAGAAAUCUCCUCUCCACUCGGCCUACCCUGUGCAUCCUAGCCAACAUUGCAGAUGGGACAACAGCAAAAGAGCUUAUUAUGACCAAUGAUGACAUCCUGCAGAAAAUCAAAUAUUACAUGGGUCAUUCACAUGUCAAACUGCAGCUUGCUGCCAUGUUUUGUAUAUCAAACCUCAUAUGGAACGAAGAGGAAGGUUCACAGGAACGCCAGGAUAAAUUACGAGACAUGGGGAUUGUAGAUAUUCUACACAAACUGAGUCAGUCGGCAGACUCAAACCUCUGUGACAAGGCAAAGACGGCGCUGCAGCAGUACCUGGCGUGACAGGAGAGCCCUGGGCACCUGCGAGCACCCCACACCUUUGUAAAAGGAAGUACAGGAGCUAGCCUCAUUUGACUCCUUCUAUUUGCACACGUCACCUUGGACUGCAGGGAGCUGUUUUGCGAAGCAGUUUAGUAAGCUUAGAUCUCGGAUUCAUCUUGAGAACAUUUUUUUGAGGUAGUGAUUUCCUCCGAGGACUGUUGUGUUGUGUUUUGUUUUGUUUUCUGAGCUACCUGGACUCUUUAUUAGAACAAUCAGUCAUUUCCUUUGGACCUACAAUUUUUUGCCUAUGCUGCAGCCACUUUGUGAGCAAGAAUGAUGUGUGUGUGUGUGUGUGUGUGUGUGUGUGUGUGUGUGUGUGUGUGUGCGCGCGCGAGUGUGCACAUGCACAGGAGUCAGGAUGAAUGACCGUGUGGGUGAGGGAUACCUCAGAUUUUUCUUUUCUUAUUUUGUGUGAAAAUCUCUUUUCUACAGAUUUUCCAGGGUUUAAGCAUUGCUUGCUGUACAAAAAAAAAAUUUACUGAAUUAUAUACAGUUUGAAUGAAAUGUUAUUUUAAAAGCAAAACAAUUGUUUAGUGUUCCAUAAAAGUUAUGUUGAAUUUUGGUCAGAUGAAUAUUUGUAAGUAAAAAAAUAUAUGCAUUUCUGAACCUCAACUUACAUAGAUUUUCUUUAUAAAAACAAACAAAAAAAAAAAAGACAAAAAAAGACAAAGAAAAAGUUGGCUACAGUCUGCCUGAAUAACAGGCACUGUACAUGGUGCUGUGCAGAUGGUAAGCUAGCAUCUUACUGCCAUCAAUAUUAGCAGGUACAAAGCCUUUGGGUUUUGUUUUAUUAUUUGUUUUUUUCCUAGCCUAAUUCAGUAAGUUCUCAGGCUUCCAAAUCAGAAGGAUGGUGGAAUAGAGCAAAGUGAGGGAUGGUCACUGUAGGCUUUGAAACGUCAAAGGGAGGCUGAUAGUGGAAGCCUUGCGGGGACCAGGUGGGCUGGCUUUGACAGGACGGGGAAUCGAAAGCUUCCCAGCACCCCAACGUCCUGUCAUUAGUGUGGCAGUAUCUGGCAGGGUCUCAGAGCAAACCUGGAGAGCAGGUUGCCUGGAAACAAGCCAGAUCACCGGGUGCUUCCCGAGGCAGCGUUUGCUGCUGGGAGACUAGCUUGUUCUGCAAACAUGUCCUAGAAAGAGGCAGCUGCUUAAGUGCCCCAGCAAAGGCCAUGCAGUAGCUGGGGACAGCUGGGUGCUGUGCUCAUCCGGAAUGAAAUAGGAAGUCUUUUUCCUGGAUGAAGCUAAAAUACUUCAUGUUGAGAAAAGGGAGGAGAACCUCCCCAUGAUGACUAAAAAUGCAUGGGGGCGGGGGUGUAGAAUCUGCUUCAACUUCCGGUCCCUUCAAAUUGAACUCAUCAGAGAUAGGAACAAACAGCCUGCCUUCCUGUGAUCAGCAGGGCUUAGCAGGCAGUGUGUGCGGUGUCUGCAGCUGCUGGGGCCCACACCCUCCCUCCCACCAGCCACACCCGACAGGGCUGCUCACCUGAGAGCUGGUCUGUCACCAGCCUUCGCCUUCCUUGGAAGACUUAAGUAUGGUUGAUUGCAAAUGAAUGUUUUUAAAAUGUUGUAUUUAAUGCAAUGCUUCCUGCUCUCCAUAUGGCCACCCAAGAUACAAACACAGAGAUUUCCAAGUUGUUUUUUCCAGAACAUCACUGACUUUAAAAGCUGUCACAACAGAACUUGGGUUUUGUACAGACGUCAGAGUGCUAAUGUGAGAAAACCUGGGAAUGAAGCCUUCCCCGGGCCACCUAUUGCCGCCGCUGGUGUUGGGGCUGUACCCUCCGAUAGCGUUUUGUAACAAGACGCUACAGCGUUGGUUUUAGAAAGUACCAGUAACUGUAAAGAAACCAAUAACACGUUGCUGAGACAAUCGUGAACCCAAAAUAGCAUGAGAGGGCUGAAGACCCUUUGAACUCUGUGGAUAAAUCUUGCCUGUGGGUAUAGGCAAUGGUCACAUAAGAAGUGCUUUACUCGAAUUAACUUCUCUGAUUUGAAUGAAGGGAAAUGUAUUUAUUAAAACAAAGCUGUGUGCUGCUUUAUGCAGGUGCAGUAUUUGGUCAGCAAGGAAGUGGGGAGAGUGGGGGCGUGGUCUUAUGUCUACACCCAAGUUCUUAACGCAGCUUCUGGCCCUAAUACUGCAUUCUGUUCUCCCUUUGUGCCCUGAUUGUAACCCAAAAUUUAUAAACUAGAAAAGAAUGUCAAAUUUAAUAAGUUGCAUUUUUUUUCUUAAGCACUUUAUUCAGAACAAUACAUGUUCUUCUGGUAGUGUUUGGAUAAUAUGAUUUUAACACGUGCUAAUAAAAGCCAAGAAAAGUCAUGGCAA